AUGCCUUUCAUGCUCGCCCGCCGCGGGCGGUGCAUUGUCCGUCAAUUCGGUCUGAGGGAAACACUGCCGUUGUCUACUCGCGUGUCCCUCGUCCCUCGUCACGUCAGGCGCGUCAGCCUGGCUGUCAAUGGCCUUUCCUUGAAGCGAGAAACUCCCACGGGUCCCGUUCGAAGCAUUCUAUCCCAAAUUCAAGCCAACUCGUAUGCGACUGCCGGCCGGCCUAAAGCGCAUACAGGGCGGGCCAAGGCGUCUACAGGAUCCAGCGGAAGCAAGAAAACCGGGAAGAAGAGCACCAGCUCGAAAAAGAAGGAGUUGACCCCCGAAGAGAAGGAGGCAAAGAAGGAGGCGCAGAAAGCAAAAGCCCUGAAGGAGGAGAUCAAGCAGCUCAAGAUCACCGCACUGGAGCCACCGAAGAAACUGCCCCAGUCAGCAUACACUGUAGCUUUCCAGGAGAAGAUGGUCUCUGGCCCGAAAGAAGAGGGCAAACCCCCAGCUCAACAUUUCAAGGAAGUGGCUAAUGCGGUCAAAGAGCUGCCGUCCUACGAGCUCGAGCGCUACGCCCAAAUUGCAGAGUCCAACAAGGCAGAGAAUUCAGCUGCCUAUGAUGCGUGGAUCAAGUCGCACACACCUCUUCAGAUCAAGGACGCCAAUGCUGCUCGGAGAAGGCUCAGGCAGCUGCUAGGAGAUGCGAAGUCAGGCAAGUACCAUCAGCUCAGCGACGACCGAUUGGUCAAGAAAGCUGCCAGUUCCUAUGCUCUCUUCCUCAAGGAACGUUAUGAGAGUGGCGAUUUCAAGCACAUGUCCGUGCAGGAGGCUGCUGCCCGCGCUGGAGAGGAGUGGAAAGGUCUCACCGAGUCUGAGAAGCAGAAAUUUAAUGAACUCUAUAAGGAGGACUAUGAGAGAUACUCGCGCGAACACAGAGAGAUCUAUGGUGAAGACCCGCCUUCCCAUAACAAGAAGAGCCGUGGAUCGGAGGAAUCUUCUUAA
Molecule: messenger RNA, 987 nt
Organism: Paecilomyces variotii
Lineage: Eukaryota; Fungi; Ascomycota; Eurotiomycetes; Eurotiales; Thermoascaceae
Exons: 3
Coding region: 1-987 (328 amino acids)
Source: RefSeq, a predicted model, not a curated record